AUGUCAAGCGCGACACGAGUGCAGCAGCAGCUGACCACGCGCUGGUCGACGCUGCGCUACCGCAUGGAGUACAACGGGUACCUGUCCAACCAUCUGCUGCACGGCGUCGUGGCACUGUUUGAUCUGGGCGGGAGCGAGGAGAAGAUCGACGCGUUCACACGAAGUUACGCGACCAAGUUGGAAACGACCGCUGGACCCAACGACGGUGCUGGAAGUCCGUCGGACGCCUGCAGUCCACUCGCACACGAUCGCAAGUUGACGUGGGCACACGCCCGUGAAUUGCUCGGCAAACGCCAGAGCUUUGACGGACUUCUGUCGCUCUACGCGGCUGACGUCCACGAGUCGGGGAUCGAUGGAGCUGUGAAGAAACACCUGCCAAAUCUUGUGGGUGGACUCGCUGGAGCGCUGUUGCACUCGAUUAUCCAGCUGGGAUACGCCUAUCACAUUGGCGGAGAUCGUCUAGUGGCUGAAGGACUCACGUACAUGCACUUUGCCUACCUGUCGUUUGAUGAGCCCCUGCACGUAAAUGGGGAGGAACGACCGGCGACGAAAACGCUGUCACGUGGUGAAGCAGUGCAUCUCGUCCAAGUACUGAAUGGAAAUGAAAUGCUGCUGGGUGAGAUGCGCCGCAAGCUUCAGACGAAACCGCUCGUUGAUCUCGAAACGAGCGGCCUGCAGAAGCGGUUGAGCACCAUGUCCGGUGAUCCAGAGCGUGGAAGCGCUGCCGCGUUUCGCAUGAUUUGGGAGACGAUCAACAGCUACGACCUAUCGAACAUGGGUGGUGUGCUUGCGCUGGACUUGGCCUUCUGGUUGUACGCGAUGGUCGAGCACAAUGAUUUCGUCAUCUUGCACGCGGUGACAUCGGCGAGGGCCCUUCAGCAGGUGGAGCACCUACUGGACCCGAAAGAUCGUCAGCGCGCAUGGAAAGUGUGGCUCCACGUGGCGUUAUCGGCGUUUGUCACGAAUGACAGUAAAGAUGUGCGAUCAUCGGACGUGUGUGAGCAGCAGCUGUCCGAGCCAGCGCCGUGGCAACACAUUGUCGCCAAGACGUUGGCGCUAGCAGACGAAGGGCUGCUGGAACGCGAUUUGGUGCAUGUGUACAAGCUCGUGCAAGUCGCGCGUAGCCACGCUCAGCGCAUGGAGAGUGCGUUCUUGACGAACGAAGAGCGGGACUGGAUUGCUCGCAAAAGCGCCUUGAAGGUCAUAACGUGCGAGUUUGGUCCACUAUAG
Messenger RNA from Hyaloperonospora brassicae, 1230 nucleotides. Lineage: Eukaryota; Oomycota; Peronosporomycetes; Peronosporales; Peronosporaceae. The record is from the annotation of a GenBank genome assembly.